AUGAACCCAGAUUAUGACUAUUUGUUUAAACUGCUUUUAAUUGGGGACUCUGGAGUAGGAAAAUCAUGUCUCCUGAUACGCUUCGCGGACGACACGUUUACAGAGAGCUUUAUAAGUACCAUAGGAGUUGACUUUAAAAUACGUACAAUAAACGUCGGCGGAAAAGUGGUAAAGCUACAGAUCUGGGAUACGGCCGGCCAGGAACGAUUCCGAACGCUUACUACGGCGUAUUACAGAAGCGCACAUGGAAUUAUAAUGGUAUAUGACGUUAACGAAAAGGAAAGUUAUUUGCACAUUGAUCAAUGGCUGGAGGAAGUCGAUCGUUAUGCAUGCGAAGGAGUGAAUAAACUGCUUGUCGGUAAUAAAUGUGACUUGCUAGGAAAGAGGCAGGUUGAAUAUGAUGUGGCGAAAAGCUUCGCGGAAAGACUGCAUAUUUCGUUCAUCGAGACGAGCGCAAAGGACCGAACUAACGUUGACAACGUGUUCUACACUAUGGCAGAGGAGUUGAAAGAAAAACUUGGAUCACCUCUCGCAUCUCCAGACGAUUCAGCUGAAACAUUAAAUUUAAAAGACAGUUCUCCAGUAAAAACCAGUAGCUGGCCGAAAUGCUGCAGCUUUUUGUGAUAGAAUGGACACGUUUUGCUUGAAUAUCUUAAAUCUUUUAAAUUCAAAUUAGAUACUAUUGAAACAUAUAAAACAAAUUGAGUACAUAGUAAAAUAAUUAUUGAUACUUAAAUGCCAGAUUUUCUGCAAGAUAACACAAAAGGGGCAAGAGGGAAAUAAAGGAAAUUCAGUGCUUUAGAACACAAAAAAUAUGUAUAUUCAGAAACAUGGAUGAUGUCGGGGCCUGUGCAGUAAUCACUUCACUAAAAUAAAUUAUUCACACAAUCAGCAUGUAUUAUUAAUAAGAUACGGAGUUUUUGUUUGGAGAAAGAUAUCAAUCUCCACGAAAUUGCAAAAGCGAUUGUUGUAUUUCAAAAGUGCAAGGAGCCAAGCAAUCUGCUUUCUACACUCCACGGUUUAUUAAGAAAACGACUUAAUGGGAUUGAACCUUUGCACACACACACAACACUAUUUUGUCAGACUGAUGGACCCAAAAGAACUGGAAAAUACAAAAAAGAAGAAACUGGAGAGACUAAGACUGCAUUUGAGUUUUCAUAAUCAAUAUAAAAAUGAAGUAGCAUCUUAGUUUUAAACGAAAUGCAAUUUUCUGGCGUAUCUCAUCGCAAAAAGGAAAACAAAAAUGCCAGAAAGGUAUAUUUUGGUAAAGCCGGGGAUCUUCGAGAGAGAGAAAUAUCUUUACCUGAGUGUUAUCAGUAGCUAUCUAUGGUCGUUCAUGAAUCUCGAUGUCUCCGCAACAUCUUUUGUAAGCCGAGUGGAGUGACUGUUCGAAACUCUAUUACAUCUUAUAGGAUAAUAAUUUGUAGGAUAAUAUCCGAGGGGGAUUCCCCGAUUAAAAUAACGAAGAUGUUGUCCCGUCUCUUGUCUCCUUUGCAGCUACCCGGGGCGGAGUCGAGCAACACUUCCUCCAGCAUAAAUUCCUUUCUGAUGCAUAUCAGCCAGAAUCAGAUGCAGAAAACAAAAAUACAUACGAGCACAGGCUCCUGAUAUAAGAUAAGGCAGAAAAAAAAUUUAAAACAUGCCCAUAGCAUAAGAACAAUAACAACAUAAAUUUCAUUCCAAACAGAAACUUCUCCAGGUACUCCCCCAUCCCCAUUACUUUUCCAAUGGUACAACCUCGUCCCCAGGGCGCUUUUUCCUGGCUCUGGAGGUGGGAGGUUGCAGAUGGUAUAUAAAAACCUGUAAGCAGCACAAGUUUCUUUCUUUCAUGGCUUUUAGCUAGCGUUUACGGAGUCGUUCGCUUGGCUUGCUUGACUUUUAGGCGUGGCUUAAUUGGCGUGUCUCCCGCCGAUAGGCGAUUUUGUAAGCUCGACAAUCUGCAAAGGACAGAUGUUAGACAAUCCAAACCCCCAUGCGCUCGCGUUUGCCUGUGAUUAAGCGUUCUUUUCGGUCUUUUUGGGAGGGCGAAACUCCCUGCGGGUGGAUGCUCCUUUCGAUAUCGGCCGCAGGCCGACAGAUUUUCGGCCAAAGGCCGACACGAACUAAAAAGACUUGACAGAAACCGGAAACCGCGCCUGAAAAGUCUCUGGCACCCAGUAGAAACUCCCCAUGAACCCCUUCCCGCGCAAAAACGAAAGCAUGAGCGCACGUUUAAGAGCGCACGUUUAACGCACGUUUAACGCACGCGCUCACGAACGCUGCACUCAUGCCGCAUUUCUUGUGAAGUAUGCCAGCAGCCAUAUAAACGAAAGGUUUCCACGUCACGUAAUGAUCACAAUCUUCUCAUGGGCCAAUACUGAUCAACAAAGGAAUCGUGCAUCUCAGCUCCCGAGGAAAGUUAGCAACUUGUUGUUCUUCGUUGGAAAUAUCUGCUGUGAUUUAUUGGCUCUAAAGAAUGAACAAAGUUGUCGAGCUUGCGAAUUCAGACGGCGACUCUGCUCAAGUUCACCUUUAUGGUACAGUAGAAAUGUUUGCAUGACACCUAAAUCCUGGGUUAAGUUUAUGUCGCUUUCUGUUUAUAAUAGCCUUAAGGGUAUUUGUGUUAAAAUAAAUUUAACCCUGGAAGAAGCCUCCAUCUAUAAUUUUAUUAUAACUUAUUAGGCAUUAUGCUUUGCAUGAGUUUUGACGUUCUACAUUGUAUAGACAUGAGUUGUAUUUUACCCCGCGUAAACACACAAUGAAUACAAGUGAAUUAAUCUCAGUGUUGUGAAAUGCAAUUAAGUAAGUUUAUCUUUAGAUUUCAAUUAAUACUAAAUUUAAGGAAUCUUUAGCUUUCUCCCCUUUAUCUUUCCAGUGUUUGAAACUAGCGAAAAAAAAAAAAAGAUCCACACCAGAUCGGUGCUUCAAUUUGUAUGCUCAAGCUUUUUUGUGACGCUGUACGCUCCUUUCCCGAGUUUCCGACAAACACAUUGCAAAACAUUAUUUUAGUGUUGGGGCAGCUAUAUAAUAAGAAAUUUCCUUAUAGCAGAAAUCUUCAAUGAUCAAAAGACAAUGAGACUCGGCUUGCAGAGAAUCAGGACCCCCAUCAGGGAGAAUCUCACCGCGGUAGAAGCUUGGUGGGGAGGAGACGGGAAGGGGGAGGGGGAAGGGUUUAGUGCUAACAUGUGUAUGUUGUGAAUUCUGGUCUUAGGACUCAAAAUGUAGAAUCUUCUCACCUUGUAACUUUUACAUCUGUGGAUGGAAUUCUGUCAUGCUACCUCGUUUGAAGAACUUUUGCAUACAUGCAAGACUAGACAAUAUUUUAUUUGGGGUGGAGUCUUACACCAGCCGGUACAUGGAAUGCAUCAGUCAAUCCCAGCUGCACCCAUCCUCCCCUUCCCCACCGGGCUACCACAGGGUGUUUUCCUGCCUUGUUAGUCCAGGGGGUGGGGCAUUAGCAAAUUUUGCACUGCCUGGGGAUCGGGCAUUUGCCAACCCUGGGGCCACCCCUGCGCUUUUGAUAUGCCUGUGGUUCCCUAUGCAAACAUAACUACACAGGGGAUUUUACUGGAAAAACAAGCAGAUUAGCUCAUCUAUCAAGGGCAGGAAAAAAUUGUAGAGGGCUGUAAAGGCAUGUUCUCGAUUUUAUGCAUGCAUUUCUUCAUUGCUUUUCAAGCCACAAUUACAUAGUGAAAUCGGGAGCUAUCGAUGUGAAUCAAGGUUUUUUUGGUUAGCAACUGAAAUUUCUGUUGAUAUUAUUUGAAGAACAUCCUUUCACAUUUAUAAAACUAUUCAGAACAGUUAACUUUACAGCACCUGCAUUAUUAAUUUUAUUGCCAAUAAUUUUAUAACAACACUUAAACCAUAAACUGGUGUUGUCGCGGCUUGAAUUCAUAAUUAGAAUAGCGCUAUUACAAAGGCAGACAUUAGUUUUAACAAAAAAUCGCGCAUUAAAAUGCUUAAAAUGGCACGACUCGACCAUGUGAUCAAUGAAAAAUAUUGCGGUGUUGAUGGAGGACGGGGCAUUUACCCUCUUUUUUCGUUCCCCACCCUAGGGGAUUUGACAGCUGCAGAAGCCCCACCCCUGGGAAUUUGCAAUCCAAGGCAAAAAAAUGCUAAUGCCCAGGGGUCAGCUUUGGAGGGGAAGGGGGACGGUUUUUGGGGGCUUGCAGCUGGAAUUGACUGAUGCAUAAUACCAUUUUAUUCCUUAUGAUUCUGCAAAAGAAAUGUGACUUUUUUUCUUUUUGGCAACUAUUUAGGGAGUGAGAUUGUGAAGCGUUUUUCCAACCAUUCCAACCAUAAAAAUCGUGAAAAUAGGGAGAUUUAGCUGCUCUGCAUACUUUUGUGCAAGUUACUUUUUAGGGGAGAUGAGGUGGUCUUACAGAAGCUUAUCAGCGAAGCCCUCUUAGGAUGGGUACACAUGUCCCUAGUCUGAAUUUCAAAACCUGUCUUUUUUCACUUUUAGGAGGGAGCAAUGUCCCUGUCAUCAUUUUACCAUUGUUUUUGCACUUGUCUUUGUUGGUGUCACAGUUUGAACCCAUCUUUCUGUUCGUUGUCACCAUUUCAUUAAUUUUGUUUUAAGUCGCUCUUUCAAGGCAAUGUCACUUGUCCAAAUUUUGCCCCAACAGGGCCUGGUGAGCGGUCAUUUUGGUGACUCAAGCCCCAUCAGCCUUGCUUGCAUCAGCUCAGGGCAUGUGCUUACCACAGCAUUUCCUGGCAGCCACUGGCUUUGUUUAGCCUUUGGAUUGUGCAUUUGCCCCCACCCCUCCCCCCUUUUAUUUUUCCACUGAUAAAUCAGUGUCACAGGUUGCUGUUUAAGUUUGUCUGGGAGUUCAUGGCUGGAAGGUACAGGUGUACCAGCCAUGGUGGUGUAACUUUAUCUAGGGGCUGGCUUUGUCAAAAAUGGAAGCCUCUGAACAUUCUGGGUACCCACCUCCACAAGUAGUGCAGUUGUUUAUGGGCCUUAUAGUUCUUUAAUGGGGUAUCCUGGGGGUGGGGGGGGGGACUCUUGGGUCAAUUUUUGCUUUGUAUGUGCUGCUCGCCUCUCAGAGCCCCUACGCUAUUAUAGUCUAUUGUAUGGCCAAUUAUAGACCCCAUUCUAGUCACUUUCGGGCAAAUGUAAUCUACUUUGUCACUUUCUGUUUAUGCAUCUAUCUUAUAAAGCCCAGUAGUUUAGUCAACCCAAAAUAAUGAGUUCACAAAUUUUUUCAAAUUCCUACCAACAAAAAUUUCUUAACCCAAAAUACUGAAAAUGGUGACCCUAUUCUAGUAAGUAUCAUAAUGUCAGCCCGUUAUAGUCAAUCCAGUCAUGAAAGUGCGAGCCCAUCCAGCAGCACAUUCUCAUUAGCCUAUUACUACAGUGUGUGGGAGGCUAUGUAAACCUUCCCUGGGGGUAUUGCUGAGUGUAAAAUUUUUGUGCAACAAUUUUUUCCUAUCUACAGGGGCAACUUUAACAUCAUGGAAGUGCAAAGGCCAGGAAAUGUUGUUUGUUAGGUAAUUAUAAACUUUUAAAAUAUGAAUUUCCACAACUUAUUCUUUUAUUAAAUACCCAAAUAAUAUUAUUUAUUUUUCUAUUAUAAAACAGUGAGAAGGCUAUCCUUGAUGGAACAAAGGCGAUAAGAGGAGGGAUACCAUUAGUAUUUCGUAAGUAGAGAGUCUGUAACCCACCAUAUUUUUCUGCUUAUAAGGCGCAGCAUUUUCUCAAUGAAAGUCUGCUUGAUAGCUCUAAAUCUGUUGUAAUUUUGGGGUGAGUCUUAAAACUUAGUACAUACUGUAGCCUCAAUUAACUCCUUUUUAUGAAUGAUUUGUAUAGGUAAUAGCAUGAUUUGUAGUGAUAUUUGGUAUAAAUACCACGCAUGAUAUUUCAAAAUUGUUAUACGUAAUUUCACGAGCCAUUAGGCAAGUGAAAUUUGAGACAAUUUUGAAAUAUCACGAGUGGUAUUUAUGCCAAAUAUCACGUACAAAUCAUGUUAUUAAUUGUUUAUACUACAACCUGUAGAAGGUUUGUAAUUUUCACAUGUAGGUAUUUCAAAUUAAGGUGAAAUACCACUGCUCUAAGCCAAUUAAAUUGCAGAAAUUAUUCUCAUGUAGUAGUAUAACCCUUGGAAUCCCAUUUUUGGAACUGGCCAUUUUUCAUAUCAAAAUUCUUUUCCCUUCUCUAGCCAAACAGUCUAACUUCGACUUUACUAAACUAAUUUCCAUUUGCUGCUGGACUUCCUAAGCUUUGCAUCAUGCAAUAAGAUCAGUAUUAUUUAAUAAUAUGUAUUUAUUCUGUCUACACAGCCAAGUUUGGCCCAUGGGAACUGGGUCCGCAGCAUGGCUUUGCAAGAAUAAGUCAGUGGAAAGUUGCUGAGGAACCUAAGGUUUGUAGCAAAAUUGAAAAAAGUCACCUACUAACAAUUGCGUGGCUGCUUGAGUAGAGGAACAAUUUACUUCUCCAUAUGAUGCCCAUGUUGGGUUGACCAUUUCGCCUAAGUUACAAACAUACAGUUGACUACUGAUAACUCAAACCCUCGCUAACUUGAACCUCAUGCUAAUUUGAACCAAAAUCGAUUUCCCCUGGAUUUCCUUCAUACAUUUAAGUACUGUAAUUUUACCCUUAGUAACUCGAACCUCCCACUAACUCAAAGUAAUUUUUGUUUCCCUGAGACCAUUUCCAUAUAAUUUUACCGUCGAUAACUCGAACCAUGUUUUGAGCACUUAAAAAGUUGGGGGAAAGACAGUGUUCUGUCAUCCAAAACAUUGAUUUUCAAUUUCCCAUUGAUGUGUUGUAGGCAUAUAGUUUACUAGUGGAGGCUGAUGUUGUUUGUCACAAAUCUAAUGUGAAACAGCUUUAAUCCUCAAAAACAGUAAAACGCAGGCUCUUUUAAGACUUUUACGUUACAUUCUGAUUUAUAAUCUAGAAGUAUUUUUCAAUGUUCACUUAACAUUACUACAAUUAAAUCUGAUUAAAAUGUUCACUGUAAAGUAAAAACUGGUUUUUCCCUUACUUCCGGCUAGUUGCUUCGAGCUCCUGAUAAGUCGAUCUCCCAAUAACUUUUGAUUUCCCUUGAAGGUUUGAGUUAUCGGAAGUCGACCGUAUUAUGGCGUAUUUGAUAUUGAUUUUUCUCUAAACAUUUCAAGAGCGAGUGCAAGUGAACAACUUCUUAAGGCUGUUGAUCAUCAUUAAGCAGCUUCCUUUAAACUGCUGGUCACCUUCAGUUACUACAACGUAAGCACGAUAAGUUUUGGAUAAAAUUGUCGGUGUAUUUUAAAUCUAAUUGAAAAUAACUAUUAUUCCCUCCCGCCCACCCACAUACAUUGUAUACUAUCCACAUACACCCAAUAACUGAAGUUUUAUUCCAAAAGCCCCUGACCCACUUUCUCGUCCUGCUUGCACAGAAAUGCUAGUAUUAUUGUGUACUGGUACUUAUUAAAUACCUGACUUUCUUUAUCAUGAUCAAGGAAGAGAAUGGUGAAACAAGUGCAGUAUUUGUUUUGGAAGACAAUGAGAACACACAGAAGAUGUGGAGUUAUAGAUUUAAGCUGCUGUAUGAGGUCACUGUGGGAAAACAUAACUUAAAAAUGACAAUAACUGCAGAAAAUAAAGGUACAUUACUAUUUCUAGAUGCUUUUCACAACAGUCAUGUUUAAGUUGUUUGUUCAGUAAACAAAUUCUAGUCUUAUUGGUUAAUUUUUCCUCCAUAAUUUUGGAAAUUCAUGGGGUGGAUUUAUUUUGCUUAAUGAUUUUUAGAAAUACCCCUCUUCCUUGGCAUUUUCAAUAUUAAUUAUGCUUCAUGUUAUGUUGAUGGAGGUCCAGGGAUGGGGAAGGAUUUACUGAUUCCGUCCAAAAAUUACUUUUUGCUUACUCCCUGUGAGGUGUAAGGCACUAAGAUAUCAAUCAAGCUCAAGCUUUUUUGUUUGUUUCACAGAUGAGAAGCCCUUUGAGUUUACCACGCUUUUGCACACAUAUUUUAGAGUUCCAGAUGUUACAAAAACAACAGUUUCUGGAUUGACUGGGUUAACUUAUGUAGACAAGGUACACGUAUACUGGUUUAUUUUUGCAAGGCAUCCAAAACUUUUGUGAUUUUUAGAGACUGCUUGAAUUUUAUUCAAGAAAAAAAAGAUGUGAUAAUGUGAAACUCUUCAGCCUUCUUGAUCUCCUGCAUGUCACUCUGCCACAUUGACAAGACAUACUCCCCUUCUUCUUCUUCUCUCAGGAUCCUCUGUGCAUCCAGGUGUUGUCUUAUCCUUCUGUCUCUGUCCUUAGCGUGCCAGGCUCUGUGUCCACAAAUGUUGCAGAUGACUGUCACUUCUCCUCUGCAGCUCCCCUAGCUGUCUGCCACUGGGAGCACAUCCACUGGACUGGGAUUUUUGGCCAGUUCUAGCUCGUGUUGUACUCCUAACAAAGGAAUUUAAACUGAAUAAAAAGCUUUGAUGCUACUUUGCUCCUAAAAAUACUUCAAUGCUAUAAUUUAACUGGUAAAUUUCUAACAGUUUAUCUGUUGGUUUCAGAUGUUGCAUCAUGAUUACCGUAUUUAUUCAAUUAACCACUCAACCUCGAAUUAGCACCCGUCUCGAAUAAGCACCCAUCCUGUAGGGACGGAAAGUUAAUAAGUACCCAGCCUCGACUAAGUGCAUAACGUAGAAAUUGACUACAGUAGGUACCUGUACUACUAAGAGACUUCCCUGAGGACUGAGUUCUAAAAUAACCUUUCAAUAGACAUUUAAAAUUCUGAUCUGGCACUUCUUCACAUUUUGUAAUAUUAUUAUUUACUGUUUUGUUGAAAAUAAUGAAAAUUAAAUAAGUGCCCAGCCUCAAACAAGUGCCCACCUUGAAUAAGUGCCCACUCUCAGGGCCCAAAUAUUUCAUAAGCGCCCAAGGUGCCUAAUCGAAUAAAUAUGGUAUUUUUCUCCUUUCUUUUCCAUAGGUUCUUGGUGGGAAAACAUACACUGAGAAUGCUGAUCCUGUAAUAGUCAAGAGCUACACGGACAGGUAUGUAAUUUUUAGCUUUUGCUAUUUUCUUAGAAAAUAAUUUUAAUGAAGUGAUGAUGAAUAAAUUAUUAUUCAUUUAGUAAAUAAAUAUGUGUCUUUUCUUAGGGUUUAUGAAAAUUCUCCUAGUGAACAUAAGAUAACAAAUGUUGGAUCUGAAAAUUGUGACAUUAUUCUUUGGAAAGAGAAUUUACCAGACACAGGUAAAGCACUUUAUCUAACCGUUUAUUUAUUUAUUUUUUUCUUCACCAUAGUGACUCAAUCAUGAAUGCAUGGUGAUGGGUGAUUAUAAAAAGGACAGAACUGUGCCUUACUGAACUGGCCUUCUCAAACUCAUUAAUAAUUCAUUAAGAAAAUACAAAGGAAAUUAAUGUUUAAUGAGUGUUUGGAAAUCGGAUGAAACACUGCUUAGUAUUUGCAUCCUUAAUUUCUCCUUCAAAAAUGAUUUUAUUUCAUCACCAGAUGAAACACCUCGAAGUUCGUCAAAAAUACUCCGCUGCGCGUCGUAUUUUCAACUCUCUUCUCGGUGUUUCAUCUGGUGAUGAAACACUGCAUCUCAUGUUUGAUAUAUUACAUGAAAGAUAACACAAACCCAAGAGGGUUCUCCGGAUUUAAAAUGAUGAUGGAAAAAGGGGCAAAAUCAAAACCCAUCAAAAAAAACCCUUGGGCUUCCUGCAAUAAAUGGUCCCAAAAAAGGUUCCCCUGCUCCGCCUCCAAAAAAAAAAUCCAUACCAGAUUUAAAAAAAUUUUCCAUAAAAAAUUGAGUGAGGAUAACACUGUACCAUCUGAAUUUAUCUUUUUCUCAUCUGGUAAUCUAGAAUUAUGAGGCCAGCUUGUAGGACUUGUAAGUUGUAAGAAAAAUUGCCUAGUGAAUCUACAGGGCCCAAGUAAAUGUUUUACUCUUUUGUUUCUUUUAGUUGUUUGGAAUCCUUGGGCUCACAAGGCCAUGACAAUGUCUGAUUUUGGAGAUGAAGAGGUCUGUACAUUGCAUAUUGCUUUUAUGUAUUUCUACUAGUAAUAUCUUAAGGAGCAACAUGUAUAUGCACACAGCUAAACACUUUGGAAGGAUAAUUAAUGUCUCUAACUAAAAAUGAAAUGCAUUAGGAUGUCCCAGCUAAUAUUCAAAGAAAAAGCUACAUAACGUGUUGUUAUAGCUGAAGCUGGUGCCUUCGAUUCAUUAGUAGUCUAAACUCCAUUCUGGUGGGAAUAAUUAAAUUUCCUACACCCCAUUAGCCUGCUCCAGGCAUUCAGAUUGUGGGGAAGGCCCAAAGAGAUGCCAGCAGGAGAAACAGCUGGGGGCUGAGGUAGUGGGUGAGAGCAAAGGAAUUCUCGUUCUCCUCCUUGUUAGUUUUUUCCCUCUUGCUGACUUCACGCUGCACUCCACCGCUAAGUAGGGAAAUUGUGGAGAAGCUGAUAAAUGGCGUGUACGAACAAAGAAGAUCAAACAUUCUAGCUUUCAUGAAGCUCUACCUAAGACAGCAUGUACAGACCAUUAUCAAAUUUUUUGCAGUGACCUAUACAAUCACACUCAAAGAAAGUUUAUCUCUUUUUGUUAUAGUAUCCACAAAUGCUGUGUGUAGAAGCAGGCUAUGUUAGCAAGCCAUUCCUUCUGGAGCCAGGAAGGAAAUAUGAAGCCCAACAAACGUUUUCAUGCGUCUGUCAUAGUUAGAAAUUUGAAUUCUUGAUAAAAAUAGGUUGAACGAUGUUAAAAACUUUUAAAUUUGUCAAUAUCACAACCUGUAAUUAGAAGUAAAGGUUAAAAUGAUAGAAACAAACCUUAUUAAAUAAGAAUAAAUUACAAUCACGACCAAUCAGUACAUAUGAUGGUACACUGCAAUAAAAUUAAAAGUUAAACUAUUCACUGAUAAUCAUUAUAAAAAUUAUUAGAUGUAUUAGUGGCUUGUCCGUAUGUUGCAUGUUACUUUUACAAACAUUCGUCUAGAGCACAAAUUAUAACAUUUUUCCCAAUUAAGUAAGUACUAAGUACUUUAAUGUACUCUAAAGUAGGUAUGUAACUAGACUUCAAAACAGUCCGUAUUUUUGCAUAUUUAAGUACGUGCGAGCAGUCCAACAAUUUCUUUACUGAUUUUGAGAAAAAAACCAACUGUUUUGCAGUCUAGUAUGUAACUAUCUCAGAUGGUUUUUAUUUCCUUGUUAUAAGCAUUAUUUAUGUUAUUAUUUUGUUUACGAGUUAUAUAUUGUAGGAACAUUUCAUGCCUCUUAAGCAGCGUUAUGUUGCUAAGGGGCUUAUUUCACUUACAGGGACGUGUACUUUAGUUAGCGGGCUUUAUGUCUAGUAUUUAUGUCUAUUAACUAGUUUUUAACCACUGUUUAAAUUAAAAAAUAUUUCAAAGUUAGUAAAUACAUUAUUGACUGGGAAAAACAGAUAAUAACCAUUAUAAUGAUUGCAACUCUGGACGUGG
Molecule: messenger RNA, 11373 nt
Organism: Porites evermanni
Lineage: Eukaryota; Metazoa; Cnidaria; Anthozoa; Scleractinia; Poritidae
Source: the annotation of a GenBank genome assembly